Sclerotinia trifoliorum is the source of this 2033-nucleotide messenger RNA. The record is from the annotation of a GenBank genome assembly. Lineage: Eukaryota; Fungi; Ascomycota; Leotiomycetes; Helotiales; Sclerotiniaceae.
UGGGCUGGUUGAGAGGAGGUUCAAAAGUUCUUGGAUCUCGACUUUCUUUGUCCUGUUCGAAAAGAUUCAAUAUUUCGUAAUACCUUUGUUUUUUUUCGGUCCUUUUGUGAGUAAGAGUGGUGGUUUGGUAACUGAAGUUUGCUAAUUGCAUGAGUAUUUAAGACUUUACAUGCAGACGGAAUUGAGCGUACUUUCAUGGUUCGAGAACUUCGUCUGGAUCGUUCGUUGUCAGUCUGGAGUUUUUGUCACUCUAGGAGUUCGCCGGUGUCACGUCGCCACGAUUCUGGAAUAGCGAAACAAAUUCCGCAUAUUCGCUACAGUUAUACUUAAUUUUCUUCAAUUGAGACAGAGAGCAAGGCAACAUAUAAAAAGCUAGUUCGACAUUCGCGGAACCAUUGAUCGAAUCAGUCUAUCUUUCCCCAUUUCCACGUUUAGAAACAUACUAAAUCAGGAAAUCCCACGCACAUUUUCGCCUCCUCCACUAGAUGCUGGUCUAGGGCGGUCCUUCUGCAUGCCUGGGAUCCAUUCACCUGCGCCUUACAACGCCGCCCCCUCUCACGACCCGACCCUAGAACCUCUCUCCACGCAAUCUCAUAUAGAUAAGAUCAUACUACAUAAUACGCUCUACGGCCAAUAGUCAGCCAUAAAUUACACAUUUCCCACUCGUUGAAAAUUGAGUUCCAGCUUGUGCUCGGGUCAACUAACGAGUUGUUGUGAUAAAUGCCCUAAAGAUUGUGUGAUCUCUGCACCUCUAAUGUAUUUUCUUUCGCCCUAUCACACGUAAUUGGCAUAAAGAUUUACAAUAUAAGAACUCGCGAUGACGGUCACGCAGAUAUAUCCUUCCAUCGCUCCGCUGCCGAUAACAGAAUCAGAUCUUCUGUACCAUCCGCAACAUUUCGAUCCUCAAUCGCAAAUACUUUUUCAGCAGCAGCAGCAGGAACAACAACAGCAACAACAACAGCAACAACAACAUUCAUAUCUAGAUCCUGCCCUCGCUCAAAAUGAUCUCAGAAUAUUCACUCAAGGGCUGGCGCACAAUCGGAGCUAUGAUACCCCACUAGCGCCAUAUCCUGCCUCGGAUAGUAGUGAUGGUUCGAUAGAUUUGUGUGGAGGAGUAAUGAAUUGGGUUAAUGGAAGGAGUGCCAGUGAGUUCUUUUUGCUUGUGUCUUCGAUAUUGCGGGGCGGAUCAACGGCCUGCAAGAGAUGAAAAAAGAGCUUCUAUUCUAGAAAGUGAUGGGACAAGAUAAUGGCACUCAUCAGUUCCCAAUCUUCGUCGCAGAAAAUUGUAACCCAGGAAUUUCCAGAUACUAACUCCCUUAGCUAUGCCCACGGAUCCAUAUAUUUAUAAUCAAUCCUCUCCAUCGGCACCUCCGUAUGCUCUAGCACUUACGCCACCCACACAAUCGCUUUCCCCACGGGAACCGAAUGCCAAACGCGAUGCAUCGACUGCAGCCUCGGCACGAUUUCGCCAGAAAAAGAAACAGAGAGAAAAGAUUCUGGAGUCGAAUGUUAAGCAACAACAGGAGAGAAUUGGGAUGAUGGAAUGUAGAAUAAAGGAAUUGGAAGGCGAGAACGGAUUUUUGAAGGAACUAGUAAUGGGCAGAAUUAAAUGGAAAGAGGAGAGAGAGAACGAGGAGAGUAGCAGAGAGGAAGAAGAGAAAGAAAAAGACAGUCGAGAGACAGAGUAAAUGGUGUAUAUAGCUACUCUGCUGCACACAAAGAAGAGCGUAGAGCGUGAACAUGGCUUGAAGUUUUGCUUCACUGUGCGGAAUCGUACAGCAUUUGUCUGAGGAUGGAGUACAUACCGAAGAACUUUGUGAGACUUUCGUUCCUGGAAUAGUCAGCCUGAUGAAAUCUUCCUAGGCCUUCAAUGCGAAUUUGAUGUUUUUGAGAGUAGCGGUCCAUAUAUUGAACGGCUUACAUAUACUCACUCACUUGAGACAAAAGACCAGAUUCUAUGGCAGCUUCGUUUUAUUAUAAACAGUCACAAGAGAUGGAGUCCAUGACCAUUUCCAUGAUUAGACUCAUCUAGG